Molecule: messenger RNA, 9142 nt
Organism: Physeter macrocephalus (sperm whale)
Lineage: Eukaryota; Metazoa; Chordata; Mammalia; Artiodactyla; Physeteridae
Gene: PDP2
Product: pyruvate dehydrogenase phosphatase catalytic subunit 2
Exons: 2
Coding region: 1051-2643 (530 amino acids)
Biological process (GO): protein dephosphorylation
Cellular component (GO): mitochondrion
Molecular function (GO): [pyruvate dehydrogenase (acetyl-transferring)]-phosphatase activity; cation binding
Source: RefSeq, a predicted model, not a curated record
CCCGCGGCGGACGGGGAAGAGCCUUGGUCACAGCUACGGUCACCCCUCUCGCGCGCACGCGCCACGUGGGCUCGCGGUCUUGCGCAGGGCCUUUGGCUGCGUACCGGGACUUCCGCAGUAGCUGUUUUAGCCCUCAGAGUACCCUCUGUGAGCUCAGCAUCUCAACUGAAUUCCCCUUUUCUAUAGACCCGGAAGCUGGGGCUCAGGGACGUGGCCGCGCCGGGGUUUGAGGGAGAUAGGGCUUGUUGGACUUCGGAGGCCGCGCUCUUUCUUAUCUGUGAGGCUUGACUUUGGGAUCUGUUUUCUUUAGAUACGCGAAAUUGUUUGGGUCCGGUCUGCGGCCGACAGCCUUGCGUCGGGCAUCGCCGCCUGGCUUCUCUGCAGGGCUGGGGGUGGGGUUGGGGGACGCGGGGAGGCGCCCUUUGCGUGCCCUGCCCGACCGCUCCGGUCCGUAGUUCCGGCGGGGUGGGCUGGGGAGAGGGGGCGGUCCUCAAGUGUGGGCGCUCUCCACACCCCAACAGACAAACUUGAGGAGGGCAGGAUUCAUAAACGAAAUCUGAAAACACGUGGAAACUCUCCUCCCGGGUCACGAGAGAAAAUAGAAAAUAGAGCAGCUUUUUUUUUGUCUGAGGAAAAAUACCACCAGAGGCUUUUGCAAGUGCUAGGAAACUGCUUCCUUCAUGCCCUUGUGGAGGCAGAUGUGAACCUUUUGGAACUCAGUUUGGCAAUAUGAGUCUACACCCUUUGACCUACUGAUGCCAGCCUUGGGAAAUAAGUAGGUUAAAACCUAAGUAGGGGAAAGGUUGAAGCGUUAGGCGUUGCAGUUUGGUAUUUUAUAAGCAGAGACAGUGGAAACAACCUCUAAUCCCCAGUGAUACACCUAAUGAUAAAAGUAAUAAUACCUUUUUUGGAGCCGAAGGGUUAUAUUUCUUUAAACCGUCACAAAACCUUAUGAAACUAGUAUUCCCAUUCCACGGAUGGACAACUGGAACUCAGGUUUAAAAAAAACCCUUUUUGCGGAAGGAACACAUUCGCUCAUACAGUUUCAGAAUGUCAAGUACUGUGUCCUACUGGAUUUUCAAUUCUGCAAGAAACAGCAUUGCCACAUUACAAGGGGGACAACGUUUAUAUUCAAGGUAUGCCUCAAAUAGGAUUAAAUCAAAAUGGAGGCUCUUUCCCCAGGGGCCAGUCACCCUAAAAAACAAUGCCUCAUGUGGUGGCAUUGCUCUGCAGAAAGCCUUUAGACACACAUCAACAGAGGAAGAUGAUUUCCACUUGCCGCUCAGCCCUGAGCAGGUAAAUGAAGUACUGCGAGCCGGUGAGUCGGCCCACAAGAUUCUUGACCUUGUCAGUGGAGUCCCAAGUUCGGUGUUGCGGUUUGAGAGCAACCAGCUGGCUGCCAAUUUCCCAGUGGAGGACCGGGGAGGUGUAGCCGCCUGCCUGCAGACCAAUGGGCUGAUGUUUGGCGUCUUCGAUGGACAUGGUGGCCACGCAUGUGCUCAAGCGGUGAGCGAGAGGCUCUUCUACUAUGUGGCAGUGUCACUGAUGUCCCAGCAGACGCUGGAGCAGAUGGAGGGGGCGAUGGAAAGCAUGAAGCCCCUGCUGCCCAUUCUGCAGUGGCUCAAGCACCCAGGGGACAGUAUCUACAAGGAUGUCACGUCAGUGCACCUUGAUCACCUCCGUGUCUACUGGCAGGAGCUGCUGAACCUGCACAUGGAAAUGGGGCUGAACAUUGAGGAAGCAUUAAUGUACUCCUUCCAGAGGCUGGAUUCUGACAUCUCGCUAGAGAUCCAGGCUGCCCUGGAAGAUGAGAUGACCAGGAACCUUUCACUCCAGGUUGCUUUCUCAGGGGCGACAGCUUGCAUGGCCCAUGUCGAUGGAGUUCACUUGCAUGUGGCAAACGCUGGUGACUGCCGGGCCAUCCUUGGUGUCCAGGAGGACAAUGGCAUGUGGUCUUGUCUGCCCCUCACCCGAGACCACAAUGCCUGGAACCCAACCGAGCUGUCACGGCUAAAGAGGGAGCAUCCUGAGUCAGAGCACAGGACAAUCAUCAUGGACAACAGGCUGCUGGGCGUUCUCAUGCCCUGCAGGGCCUUCGGGGACGUCCAGCUGAAGUGGAGUAAAGAGCUGCAGCGCAGUGUCCUGGAGCGGGGCUUUGACACCGAGGCCCUCAACAUUUACCAGUUCACCCCCCCACACUACUACACUCCACCUUACCUGACGGCCAGGCCUGAGGUCACAUACCACAGGCUGAGGCCCCAGGAUAAGUUCCUUGUGCUGGCCUCUGACGGCCUGUGGGAUGUGCUGGGCAAUGAGGAUGUGGUGAGGCUGGUGGUGGAGCACCUGGCUGAAGUGUGUCGGCACAAGCCAGACCUGGCCCAGAGACCCGCCAACCUGGGACUCAUGCAGAGCCUGCUGCUGCAGAGGAAAGCCCAGGGGCUCCACGCCACCGACCAAAACGCAGCCACACGUCUGAUCAGAUACGCCAUAGGGAGCAACGAGUACGGGGAGAUGGAGCCUGAGCGGCUGUCGGCGAUGCUGACGUUGCCGGAGGACUUGGCAAGGAUGUACAGGGAUGAUAUCUCUGUCACUGUGGUGUAUUUUAACUCAGACUCGAUUGGUUCAUCUUACAAGGGGAGUUAAGAGUCUCCCAUCCUGUUGCCAAGGUUAAUUUAAAUGCUCUUCUAAGACAUUUUCACUUACUCUUAAACUGGCUAUUUAGACCUUGUUGUUAAAGGGCAGGCAGAUGUAGCUUGCUUAAUAAUAGACUAAUGUGAGAGAAAAAACAGCCUAGGAUUAAAAACCAUAGUAGUGAUUUUAUGUCCCUGCAUGUUUUAGUCACCUCUUCUACGCAGAAAGGGUGGAACACAGAGACCGUAGACUUGGCUGGGGCUCGUGCAACCCAAGUCCCUGUAUAAAGACACUGUUGUUGAACUGUGUCAGCCUGAGCCUGCGAAGGGUAAAAUUAAUCAUGAUUCUAAGGAUAUGAAGAAGUUCAGGAUCUUCUGAGGUCUUGAUACAAAAAUCUGCAAAGUUGGUAAUUCUCAAUUCGUAAUCAUGGCCUUCUAGACUAUGAAGGGAGGUUUUGUUUGUUUCUUAUUUUGAAGUUUCUAAAGACCUAGGUUUACAAAGCAUAUUACAGGACACUUUUCUAUGCAAUAUUCUAACUUUUGUGUGUGUGUGAUUUUACUUGUGAAAACAUUUUGUAAUGCUGCAUUCUAGUUCCAGUUUAGUUUAUUUUAAAUUGAGUCCUCAAACUUGCAAACAGGCCUGCUCUAAGGGAGCAUGCUUGGAAUGAGUUUUCUUGGUUUUCAGCUGAGGGUGAAGGUGGCCAGGCCUCUGGACCGGCUGAAUUUAUUUGUGCAGCUUUCGGGCCUUUCCACUGAGUCCCACCCCCUGAACCUUUGAGCCACGCUAGGAGGUUACUUCUGUCUGAGCCUUAACUCCUUUCCUGCAUUAAUAAAAUUUCCUCCAGGGUUUAGUAAAUCUCUGCAGAUUUACUCAUAGCACUUAACCUUUCUAAUUAUACCUCUCAAACAUUCUUCUAAUUCCACCUAAUGUUCCUUCCCCCUCUGCUGUGCUGAGCUCCCUCACCCUCCUGCUGACUGUGCAAUACUGUCUAGAAAGAAUGCUCCCAAUUCACAUGGUUGCAGGGAAGGAGAAAAUUCAAGAUUGCAUGUGGUAAUUGUGACAGACAGUUUAGGCAGGACUGCUUAUACAGUGGAUUCUAGACUUAAAAUUCAGCCUGAAUCUGGAGAGGUAAAAACAUGAAGGACCUGAGAACAGUCACUAAGUCUCCCUAGCUGCAUCCCGAGGGGCAGUGGGGAAGAGGGAGGAGUGAGAUUUUUCAGAUGGUACACUUGCCCAUAGACUGUGGGAUAAAUGGCCAUUGCUACUCCUCGGGAACUAGACCUUGUUUAGUAUAGGAACCUGUACUGGCUUCUGUGGGCUGCACAGUCUGUGUUUAUUUGAAAAUUAAACCAUGUGGAUCCUUUCUGGGGGGCUGAAUUUCAUGUUCUGAAUUGCUGUAGCAUUUAAACAACAGGAAAUGUGUCCCUAAAUGGAAACACAAAUAUAAUCCCACAAAACUGACACUUUUUAUGUUCCUGCACUAUCUUCAUUGAUCGCUCUCUCCACCCCCUUUCGUACUGAAAGGAAAGCAAAUAGCUAGGUUUGACUUCCACAUUUUUGUUCACAUUCAGGACAUUCAAGUGUUGAGAAACUUCUAGCCUGCGGAUAUUUCCCUGUGCAUUUACUGAUAUGGCUUCAUCUAAGAAAUUCUCCUUUGAGUGCUUAAGCCUUGGUCCUUUUAUUCUGAAACUAUUAAUAUUCCUUCUGAUCUCCUAGAUCUUAACUCAGAAAUAAAACGUGAAUCCCUAUCAUUCACCUUGCAUGACGGUUUGUUACUAGAGCCGAAGACUGCUUGUCUGACAUCCUUGUUCUUUAUGCCAGCUAAACCCUGGUGCACUCUCUGAUUUACCGGGAUUACAGUGUCUGAAUCCUGUUUUGGAGCCUAGCUUGGGUCAUAAAUAUAUCUGAUUAAGUAACCUGUGGGACAGUUGAGAGAAUACAGACUUCCCACCUGUUCCUUCAAGGGUAUCUGUGUUUUUUCUCAGCCUAAUAGAUUUCCUGCUUUCUAAUUGGUAUAUUGAGAGAGAGGAAAGGCUGGUUUCUUGUCUGCCUUUUUCCAUUGUGAACUCUGUCUGCUCUUGCCAUGAAUGCUCCAAGGAGCACCUCCUGGUUAAACCCCAGCAUGUCUGAUUCCCUGACCACAGUUCUGCUGUCACUGGCCUUCCUGAGGCACAUGGGCUACCACUUGAGGACCCUGGGAUUUGAGAGGGGGUUGGUGGUACUUGUCAGGUCUUCCAAAACACUUAUCAUUCCCUUUAUGUAAAGAUUCUGAUAUUGAGACUUCUGAAAUGAACUAAAAAAAUGAGAUUGAAUCUUUAAUGUUUAGGAUGUCACUUUUGAAUAAAGUAUGCUUUGGUGCUUUAAACAGCAUAUUUACUGUUUUAGGUGAGAAAUGGUAAUAUUGGCAUAUUUUAGAUAUUGUUUUAUAUGUAAAUAAUACAGUUCUGCUGAUUCUGGGGAUUGGUCAAAAUGGAUAGAGAAGUUCUAAAUUCAAGUUAGUAUGCUAUGUCAAGUUACUUAUUCAGUUUUCUGAGAUGUUAUUUGUAACAUUAAAGCUAAUUUAUUAUAAUGAAAGUGUAAACUUUGAGGUAUGUUAAUAUAUAAACAUUUUUCCCAGAAGUACGAUUGGCCUAAGAGAUCGAGUGGGUUAAGACUUAGGUUAGACACAACUGAGCUGACACCUUUUAUAUGAGGGAAAUAGAAACAGCUCAAACUUGAAUUAAAGAAUAGAGUAAUUAAUUGUAUAGAACACGACAAUGUAUUCAGAAUGAGUCUAGCUUAACUCUUUCAUCCAUCAGCCUCUAGUGACCUAUUUUUCGUUUGACAAUUUUGGGGAAACCUUAACUUCCCAGGUUAAAUCAGGAUAUCCUGGAACUGAGCUAUCCUAGUUUCAUCGUUAGUGGUUCAUUUGUCUCUGAACAUGACUCCCAUAGCAGAGAACGUCCUGGUGUGGCUUUGAGGCUGGGGAAUAAAGGCUGGUGGCACCGCUUUUUCCUGUGAGCUGCCACGUGUGUUACCAAGUGGAAAACACACAUGGACUGCAGUGCGACCGUCUCCUGAGCAGGCUGAGGCUCUGUUCCCGAUGCCUUGGGCACCUGAUGUUUAGUUUAACUGGCCUCCUGGAAAAUAUUUCUUAACAAACAUUUACUUGGAAAAAUUAUUAACCAUGUUCUUUAAUAUUUACUGACAUUUGUAUUGUAAACUGUAUACCAAUGUUUUUUUGACAUUGAUUUUCUAACCAUGAGAGAUAUUUAAAUGAAACUUGUAAAUAAGAGAGGAAAAAUGAGAUUUGAUUUCUUUUGUUUUUGAAUAUUCAUAUUUAGGGUCCUUAGGGUACUAGAUUAGACCAUCCUUUGUUUCACCACCUUUAUCUGGUCUGUUCAAUAGUCCACCCAAAAGAGAAAUUUUCUUUGCAAAUUUUCGAUGACUGCUGAGCACACAGGAAGUCCUUGCUUAAUGUUAACAGUGUGUGGGAAGCUGAAAAGAAUGAAAAGGAAGUGUGAAGGCUUUUGUUGUGAGGAUCUCCACAUACUCAGGGCCAAGGCCUGCUGGGAUUUCACAUUAUUUAACUGGCCUUGUAAAACCAGCUUCUAUGGUAAUCUUAAAUUCAGAGCCAGGGCUUCCCUGGUGGCGCAGUGGUUGCGCGUCCGCCUGCCGAUGCAGGGGAGCCGGGUUCGCGCCCCGGUCUGGGAGGAUCCCGCGAGCCGCGGAGCGGCUGGGCCCGUGAGCCGUGGCCGCUGGGCCUGCGCGUCCGGAGCCUGUGCUCCGCGACGGGAGAGGCCGCGGCGGGGGGAGGCCCGCAUACCACAAAAAAAAAAAAAAAAAAAAAAAAAAAAAAAAUUCAGAGCCAGCUUUGGGGAAAAUGUCUAGGCAGCUACCUAGAUAGAGUUGAAGACCCCACUCCAUCCCACCCCCACUGACUGAGUUUUAUCUCAUUGCCUCUGAGUGAUACAGCUCAUAAGGACAGCUCCAACGGGUGCUUCUUAAAGUGCAAAUACAACUAUUAAGUUAUUAAAUUUAGUAUGGGCUAGGGAGGUUAAACUGGGCCUUGAGGAGGAGCAGAUUUGGGGGAGACAAAGGUAGAAAAGGGAAUGUUUGAGGUCUGCUGAGGGUAAUGGAGGAGCUGUUUCCUUCUUUAUAACAUGAUAAAAACAGGCCCGGAGGCUUGAAAACUUGCCGCUGACACUGUAGUAGGGCAGGAAUUUGAACCAAGUCCACUGUGCUGUGCACAUGUCCCAAUACUGGGCUUUCAGAAAGGGAUAAUAAUGCAGGAAAAAUCUCACGGCCCACUUUUGGCACAGGGUGGGUGGGUGGAGAAGUAGGGCGUGCUGACAAGAAGCUAGAUGGAUAACCCAUGCAUUCCAAUAUCCCAUCAUUUGAAACUCGAUAAAAAUAGAGGGAAAACAGGGAGAAUAUAAUUUUAAACAUUGAGCUCUUUAACUAGAGGAGGAAGUCAAUUUAUACUGUUCUUUUCACCUCUAGAGUUUUUGCUUCCAUUUUACUUGAUGCUACUAAAUGGCCUUAAGUAGUUCCCAGGCUAGUGACCCUCUGUAUCGUGGGUAGCUGGCACUCCAAGCAGCUCCCUCUGGGAUGGAUGGGUGAACCUCUGCUGGACUUCCAUGGGUCAUAGUGUCUUUGUUCCAUUGACCCCUGACCUUACCUGUUCCUGGCUGGGAGGAGCAAGCAGGGAUUAAGGGGGCCAGAGUUCCACUUCCGACUUUCACUGGCGAGGGAAUAAGUGAAACCGAACAGGACCCUGUGGGGCCCUCCUGGAUACAAAAGCUGCCCCCCACCUCCCGUCUCCUGUUUUUUAUUUGUAGAAAAGGCCCUGGUCUUCUAGACUUUCCCAGAGUUCCAAACAGCGGCACAAGAGUUACUAAUUAGGGAAGUGAGGGAAUUCAGAAACAAAGGAAAAGCAGUUAAACAAGAAAAGUAAUGACAAUAGCUCGUGGAUAAAACAGUUCCUCCUCAAGGCAAAUGCAGAACAAUCUGACACUUAGCUUUGAGUUGUUCUGAAGGAACUAAACCCCACCCCCCCCACCCCAGGUGGAGGAUGGUGACUGCGUGCUGACCCCAAGCACUGUGGACCUCAGACUGGUUGCAACCAGAAGGCGGAUGAUUGAGAUUACCAAGACAUCACCCUGGAAAUCCCUUCCCUUUCCCCAAAAUAGUUGGAAUAAUCCUCCCACUUAUUAGCCUAUGAAAUUACCCAGCCCAUAAAAACUAACCACCUAGGGAGUUCCCUGGUGGUACAGUGGUUAAGAAUCUGCCCGCCAAUGCAGGGGACACGGGUUCGAACCCUGGUCCGGGAAGAUCCCACAUGCCGCGGAGCAACUAAGCCAGUGAGCCACAACUACUGAGCCUGAACUCUAGAGCCUGCGAGCCACAACUACUGAGCCCGCGUACCGCAACUACUGAAGCCCACGUGCCUAGAGCCCGUGCUCCACAAUAAGAAGCCACCGCAAUGAGAAGCCCCUGCACCGCAGUGAAGAGAAGCCCCUGCUCACGGCCACUAGAGAAAGCAGGCGCGCAGCAACGAAGACCCAACGCAGCCAAAAAUAAAUAAUAAAUAAAAUAAAUUUAAAAAAAACCCAAACCAAAAAACUAACCACCCCAUAUUUCGGGGCCCCCUCACCUUCUGCCUAUUGAAAUGUGUAUCUCUGCUUUCACUUUACUACGGCUCGCUAGCUCUUGAAUUCUCCCCUGCAUGAAGCCAAGGACCCUCACUUGGCAGCCCGUCCCAGGAACUCGACAGAGACCUGGGACAUGACCAUCCUCUCAGGCCCCAUUUUCCUGCAACCUCUUUACAAAGGAUAUUAAUAAAUUUACUUCUUACCUGUCACUUUGCCUCUUGCUGAAUUACUUCUGCGCCGAGACAUAAAGAACCUGAGUUUCGUUGAGUCCUGAGACGAGUUGUGGUUUUCAGUUGGAAGAUUGUGGGUUCGAGUCCCAUCUGAGGUGUGAGGCUUCACAGCGCCAUUCUCCGCGCAGCAGAUGAAUAGAAGGAAUGUCUGCCAUGGGCUGCUGCUCUGUCCAGUUCACCUGCAAACACCUUGUGUGGCCCCGGGGCCGGGCAUGCAGAGCUGUCCAGGGAUUGGCUCAUGACACUGGGCACAGUGGGGACGGGGAAGGGCCAGCCCGGGGGUCUGGGACGGGCUCUGGGGAUAUUGUGGAAGUAGGGGCAAGCGUUAUAGUGAAGGUUGAGGGGGAGCUGGCCAAAAGUGGCUGAGAGGGCAAGAAGGAGCCCCUCGGGUGAUCUCUGGGGAUGGGGAAGUGGACAAGGCCACGCAGCGACCUCAGAGAGGACAUGGCUUGCUCUUCAUCAGCACGGAGUGGGGUGGGGGCAACGCAGAAAGUCUCACCUCAAUUCCCCCACUUUCCCUGCGGUGUUGCCACCAGGUGCUGCUGGGCAUUUGUCCUUGUUUUUCUCCUCCCCACCCUCAUCCCUGUAAUGUCAGGCUUAGCCCCCUGCCUUACUGACUGUACAAUGAAUAAGGAGGGAUGGGGGGCA